Messenger RNA from Coregonus clupeaformis (lake whitefish), 3830 nucleotides. RefSeq names its product APEX nuclease (apurinic/apyrimidinic endonuclease) 2 (gene apex2). NCBI's taxonomy places the organism in Eukaryota, Metazoa, Chordata, Actinopteri, Salmoniformes, Salmonidae. The transcript is spliced from 6 exons. Gene Ontology annotation, cellular component: nucleus. Bases 184 to 1968 code for a protein of 594 amino acids. Gene Ontology annotation, biological process: base-excision repair. The record is from RefSeq and is a predicted model, not a curated record. Gene Ontology annotation, molecular function: DNA binding; DNA-(apurinic or apyrimidinic site) endonuclease activity; phosphoric diester hydrolase activity.
UUUUGUGCCUCUGGGUUUAGAAACUCUGUGCUUUGACUCUAUGUCGAACGCGCCCAUUUUCUUCUUCCAUACACGUACUUCCGGGUCACUUCCGUGUUAUCCAGUCGUCACGUUUCAAGUAAAAUUUUUGUAAAGCAAAAUGUAAAACAUAUGUGAAAAGUUGGUCACGAGUGUUGUAAAAUCAUGAAGAUUGUCAGUUGGAACAUUAAUGGCAUAAGGACUUUCAAGGGCGGAAUUAAAAAGGCGCUUGAUUCGCUGGAUGCAGACAUCAUAUGUGUCCAAGAGACGAAAGUAACAAGAGACCUGCUGGAUGAGAGGACUGCUAUUGUUGAAGGUUAUAACUCCUAUUUCAGCUUCAGUCGUGGACGCAGCGGCUACUCAGGAGUUGCUACUUACUGCAAAGACAGUGCCACCCCAUUUGCUGCAGAGGAGGGCUUGACCGGCCUGCUGACCACCAACCAUGAGGGGACCAUUGGAUGCUAUGGUGACCCGAGAGAGUUCUCCAGUGAGGAGCUGCAGCUCCUGGACAACGAGGGAAGGGCUGUUCUCACACAGCACAGAGUCAUGUGUGAAAACCGACCUGAAACAGUUACAGUUAUCAAUGUAUACUGCCCACGAGCUGACCCAGAAAAGCCUGAACGUAAACAGUUCAAAUUGCAGUUCUACAAGCUGCUUCAAUGUCGGGCUGAAGCCAUUUUGGAAGCUGGGAGCCAUGUAAUCGUCUUAGGAGACGUGAAUACAUCCCACCGGCCCAUAGAUCACUGUGACCCAGAUGCAAUAGAUGAUUUUGAGGAUCACCCCGGGAGGAAAUGGCUAAACGGUUUACUGGUUGAUGACAGUGAAGGAAAGGAGUGUGAAAAAGAUGAUGAUGAAGAGUCUGAGAAUACCUCCUCAAAACCCCUCAGCACCGGCAAGUUUGUGGACACCUUCCGCCAUUUUCACCCAACACGCUCCAAGGCCUUCACCUGUUGGAACACUAUGACUGGAGCCAGGCAGACCAACUAUGGCACACGUAUCGACUACAUCUUCGCAGACCAUCCCUUGGUUAAGAUGGGGUUUGUGGCAGCAGACAUCAUGCCAGAGGUGGAGGGGUCUGAUCACUGCCCCAUCUGGGGGAAACUCAGCUGCCCCAUCCUGCCCAGCUCCAAGCUGCCUCCCCUCUGUACCCGCCACCUACCAGAGUUCGCUGGCAGGCAGCAGAAACUCUCACGUUUCCUGGUCAAGGUGGACCAACAACAGCCUGCCAGAGAGGCCUGCAGGGACCCACUACCAGGAUCUCAGGAGGCUGGGGAGACCCGAGAGAACCUGAAUCCACUGGGAGCAGCAGGGACCAGCGCCACUGGAAAGAAGAGGAAGUUGGCAGUGGAAUCUGGUGUCCCAAAGGGCAAAAAGAUUAAGACACUGAAGGCUGCUAACCCAAAGCCCCAGGGCAACCUCCUAGCCUUUUUCAAGCCCAAAUCCACACCUGUGGUCCCAACCAGGGAAUGCCCUGUGAGUCAGUGUGAGAGGGGAGAAGAGAGAAAUGAAGUGACCCCAUCACAGCCACAGACCCUCAAGGGAGGACAUUCUGCAGGACAAGAUGUCCCUUCAAUUACAGGCACGUGCACAGAAGAUCCCCAGGGUGUCUGUAUGGGAGACAAAGUCCUUGCACCUGGCAGCACCAUGGAGGAUGCCAGUGUCAAUAGUCAAAACCAGGGGAAGGAUGCAGCCCUGGCUUCAGAGCCUACUGUAGACCCCUCAUGUCCCAGGAAGGGGGCGUCACUGGGGGGGUUCUGGAAGACGGUCCUGCGUGGGCCACCCCCACCGCCCCCCUGUAAGGCGCAUGGGGAACCCUGUGUACUCCGCACAGUCAAGAAGGCAGGGCCAAACAUGGGCAAGCAGUUCUUUGUGUGUAACCGCCCUCAGGGCCAUGCAUCCAAUCCUGAGGCUCGCUGUAACUUCUUUUCCUGGGUGGAUAAAGGAAAAUAGUGACUAUGCUGUAGAAACGCACUGACAUUUCCUCCAUGUACUGUUUUAUAAGCGUUGUUAAUCUGUAAUUUGGAUUUAUUAGUAAAAUGAAGACGAUAGUUUUAAAAAUGACAAAGUUUAAAAAACUUCAGUAACGUAUUUCACGUAAUCACGUUCAGAGGCCUCCUUCUCACCAUAUGGCAAGCGUCCCAAAGCUUACUGUUGGUGUUGUGUAUAUUUACUGGUUAUGAAAUGACAAUGGAUGCUAAACGUAGUCACAGAGUGAUCUGUUUCUCUUCAUCUAUAAUGCAACAUGAGCAUGAAUAGACAGUGGUUAUUGUCAGAAAAUAGACUGUUGUCAAUUUAAUUAUACCAUGGUAUUCCUUGUGUGCUGCUGUGCUGUGUUCUUUAUGCUCACUAGAUGGUAGCAGGACUCAAGUAUGAUCAUCAUAGUAGAUGGGAAAAUCACCCAAUUAUUUCAACAAUUGUGUCUCAAUGUAAUUUAUCAUUCUGUAGAGCUCAAAUAUGGAGUUGGGUAUGCCAAGGUUUCGCAUCCUUCCUAUGCGUACUAAUCUUUUUUUUAUUUGAAUUUAUGGUCUUUCAGCUUUGCAUGUCAAGAGCUGAGGAAGCUCUUGACAUGCAAUAUAUUACAGAUGUUUCAUCACAUAUUGUGAUUUAAUCACAAUAAAAGAUUAAAUACAGCUGUGAUGAAACAUCUGUUAUAUAUUAGGACGCAGAGCUUCAUUGUCUUUUCAUUUAACAUCUAUUGUAGGGAAUUUGAAAACCUGCUGUAUGUAAAAGUCUGCCUUCUGAGUGAACAUUCCCCCAUGUACUCCUCAUAGUGAUGCUCUGUCAAUUGUGUUGAGGAACAGAACACUUCAAGGCCUUACUGUAAGUAUUGGGAGUGGCUAAGUAGGAGUAUCUGCUUCUAUCCCAAGCAGUUUUUCUCUCCUCCCCAUCCUUCCUCUCUUCCUCUUUCUUGCAAGGAAGGCGUUUCACUGUACUUGUGCAUGUGACAUUGAAACUUGAAACUCCUCUCAUGAAGUUCCAAACAAGACUCCCUGGCUUUCCAGUAUACAUUGGGACAUCAUGAGCAGCACCUGUAUCUGCAACUGAAGCAUUUGUACAGUAUAUCGGCCAUCAUUCCCUGGUGGGUCCUGAGAGACCUGUGUGUCAAUAUAAUCCACUAAAAGAUUAAAUCACAAUAUGUUUUUGGGCCACAUAAUCAGAGAUAGGCUUACAUUACGUUCUAAAACGGUAGCUGUCCAUAGUGCUGUUAUCCCAUUGGCCCCAUGUGGUUAUUGUUGUUGGCAAGGUGGGCACGGGCUAGCCCACACCAAACCCAACACAGGGUUCCAGGCCUUUCUAUCAUGCCAAUUUGGGCAUGUUUGCUUGCAUAUGUCUCACUGUUCAAAUGUCAACAUAAAGCUUCCUAUGACCUAGCUUUUUGUUCAAACUCAUCUGUUUUGUAUUCUAGGGACUAGUGAGUAGACUGGACCAUGUUUUUAUGGACACACACAAUCAAUCGUUUUUCCUGUACAGUGCUAUAUUUGUAACCUAUAGUGUCCGGGCACCCCACUUUAAGCUCUUUGACCACAGUAAAGGUCCAGCAACACUUACUAUGACCUAGCUUUUUGUUCAAACUCACCUGUUUUGUAUUCUAGGGACUCUAGUGAGUAGACUGGACCAUGGUUUUACGGAAUCACAAUAGUUUUCCUGUACAGUGCUAGUAGCCUAUGUGCUGGAUACAGACAUUUUAUUAUUUAUUUGACCUUAAAACAUGUUUUAAAUGUAAUGUAAAUGUCUUAAAUAUGAACAUAUCAAGUAUUGUUAAUGUUUAGAUCAUUUUCUUACAUAUAUCAUAAAUAUAUAUACGUUAUUGA